Molecule: messenger RNA, 951 nt
Organism: Neoarthrinium moseri
Lineage: Eukaryota; Fungi; Ascomycota; Sordariomycetes; Amphisphaeriales; Apiosporaceae
Exons: 2
Coding region: 1-951 (316 amino acids)
Cellular component (GO): cytosol
Molecular function (GO): holo-[acyl-carrier-protein] synthase activity; magnesium ion binding
Source: RefSeq, a predicted model, not a curated record
AUGGCUUCGGAAGGACCGGUACUUAUCCAAUGGAUCGUUGACACGCGCAGUCUGUGGCCCGAGGCCACAAAGACUGCGCAGCUUGAGGACGUGGCGCCGCAAUAUCUCGCGCUCCUGACACCAGAAGAACGGACAGGCGUACUAAAGUACUACUUUGUCCGCGACGCCAAGAUGUCCCUUGCGUCCCAGCUACUGAAGCACUACGUCGUUAGCAAAACCCAGGGAAUUCCCUGGGCAUCGACCAAGCUAACGCGCGACUCGCACAAGAAGCCGAUCUACCUGAGCCCGUCCGGGGAGCAGCCGGUCUAUUUCAACGUAUCGCACCAGGCGGGUAUCGUGGCGCUGACUGCCGUGACGGACUACCCCGCUGGCUUCGGCCCGGUCGACGUCGGCGUGGACGUCGUCUGCGUGAACGAGCGCGCAGAUCGGGACCAUAAAAUGAUCCAGACGCAGGGCUGGGGAACAUUCGUCGAUAUGCAUGCCGACGUCUUUGGGCGUUCCGAGGCUGCGGAUCUGAAGGAUGUCUCACUAGCAGGACAGCCGCGUCAUAUCAUCGAUGCCAAUUUGAGGAAGUUCUACGCGUUAUGGUGUCUGCGCGAGGCGUACGUCAAGAUGACUGGCGAGGCCUUGCUGGCCGAAUGGCUGAACGAUCUCGAGUUCAAAUCCUUGAGAGCACCAGUGCCGGCGCUUAACGAGGUCCAAACGGCUGGAGACGCACAGGACACAAUCAUCAGGGAACACGAGGUGUUGUUUAAGGGGAAGAAAGUCGACGACGCAAAUAUAUGCCUUAGAUCCCUUGGAAAGGACUAUAUGACAUGCACAGCAGUCAGAACGCCCAAAGCAAAGGAUGACGCGCUCCGCUGGGACUUUGGGCCGUUUGAGACGAUUGAUAUCAGCAUCAUAUUGGAACAUGCGGAGACAAUGGGAAGCCUUCAAGGGUCGGGAUUGUGA